CCCCGUCUUUAUAUACUCAUUUACCGAAACCCAUUUCUCCAUUUCUCACCGACCUAAACUUUCCUUUUCGUGUUUUUCUCUUUGGGUGUUGAUAUAUUCAAUCCAUGAAUUCGAAUGAUGAAAGUUCUUCUCCUCACUCUUCUUCGAAGAUGUCUGAGACUUUAGAAACUCAACCAUUUCUAUCUGAUUCUUUCUUUGUGGAGGAGGGUGUUGGAUUUUCUGGGUCUCAUUCUCCGGCUUCCUUUGCCUUUUCUCCAUUGCCAAUCCCAUUUUCAUCUUCCCCUGUUUUCGAGUUUCAAUCGGGAAUCCCAGUUGGUGAAAGAAACCAAACUGUACCUUCUUCUUCUACUGGAGGAGAGGCUGGAGCUCUGGUUACUGUUACUGGGACGGAGUUUGUUGAAGUCCCUCGACCUCUUGAAUGUUUACAGGGUAAUCCAAUUCCGCCAUUUCUGUCUAAAACUUAUGAUCUUGUGGACGACCCAGCUCUCGACCCGAUUAUCUCGUGGGGUUCUACUGGUGGGAGCUUCGUCGUCUGGGACCCUGUGGAAUUUUCCAGAAUCAUUCUGCCAAGGAAUUUCAAACACAACAAUUUCUCCAGUUUUGUUCGGCAGCUCAAUACUUAUGGGUUUCGUAAGAUUGAUACUGAUAAAUGGGAGUUUGCAAAUGAAGCUUUCCAGCGAGGGAAGAAACAUCUUUUGAAAAGCAUCCAACGACGCAAAUCACAUCAAUCCCAGCAGCAGAUAGGAAGCUAUAUUGGACCUUCUUCUGAAGCAGGGAAAUCUGGACUCGAAGAUGAGGUAGAGAAGUUGAGGAAUGAGAAGAGUACAUUGAUGCAGGAGGUUGUUGAAUUGCAGCAGCAGCAGAGGGGUACUGUUCACUUUAUGGAAGCAGUGAACAAGAGGAUCCAGUCAGCUGAGCAAAGACAGAAGCAGAUGGUUUCUUUCUUCUCGAAGAUGCUUCAGAACCCAUCAUUCAUUGGUAGACUUAAGCAGAAGGAACCACAGAAAGAGAUAAGCUCCUCGAGGACACAGAGGAAAUUCGUGACACAGAAGCAGCAUCAAAUUGGAGAGCCAGAUUCUUCUAUGGAAGGAAAGUUAGUGAAAUACAGUCCUGGUUGGAGAGACCUUGGCAUGCCUUUAGAAGGGCGAGAUUUGAAUCCAUUCCAUAUGGAACAAGGUAUAGGAGAGAAUGCCGAAAACCUGCCAUUUCAGUUUGAGGAUUUCAUACCUGAUGAAUUAAUUUUAUCAGAUGAUAUAACAGCAAUGCAGGGACUUAGUGAAAUGCCAGACCAGAUCGGGGAAGGGGCGGCUUCUAGCAUGCAAACUGGAGAUCAUUUUUUCAAAGGAAAGGGUAUUCUGAGCCCAAAACAAGAGCUUAAUCCUGAUUAUUAUGUCUCUUUUCCAGAGGAUUUAAUGAAGGAGAAAAGUUUUCCAGAACUCUCAUCUACAGGAAUGGAAAGCAUCAUAAAACAAGAGGACAUAUGGAGCAUGGGUCUUGAUACCGGUGCUGGUAUGUCAAGUGGUGGCAGUGAUUUGUUGUUGGCUACUCCAGUCAGCUAUGAAAUGCCAGAGCUGCCAUUAGAUAUCUGGGAUUUAGGUUCAUUACAAGUAGGAGGAUCAGAACUUAACAAGUGGUCAUCAGCUGAUGAAACACCAUACAUUGAUCCACAUAGUCAAUCUAGUCAACCAAAAGAUAAUUUACCUAAAAAUAUGGAUCCUUAGGGCCUCAUUUGCUUUUGCAUUUGAUGUCCUUAUGGAUUCUAGUUAUUCUAGUUUUCAAGGGUUCCAUUGACUGGGGAUUAUUUAUUAAUAAAUAUUAUUUUUAUUUUACCUACCAAGUUCAUUUCA
This is a messenger RNA of Cannabis sativa, 1847 nucleotides long. Its product is annotated as heat stress transcription factor A-3. Gene Ontology annotation, cellular component: nucleus. Lineage: Eukaryota; Viridiplantae; Streptophyta; Magnoliopsida; Rosales; Cannabaceae. Gene Ontology annotation, molecular function: RNA polymerase II cis-regulatory region sequence-specific DNA binding; DNA-binding transcription factor activity. The coding region runs from base 105 to 1721 and encodes 538 amino acids. Gene Ontology annotation, biological process: regulation of transcription by RNA polymerase II. The transcript is spliced from 2 exons. The record is from RefSeq and is a predicted model, not a curated record.